Mytilinidion resinicola is the source of this 1404-nucleotide messenger RNA. RefSeq lists its product as uncharacterized. Gene Ontology annotation, biological process: protein import into peroxisome matrix. The record is from RefSeq and is a predicted model, not a curated record. Bases 95 to 1180 code for a protein of 361 amino acids. Lineage: Eukaryota; Fungi; Ascomycota; Dothideomycetes; Mytilinidiales; Mytilinidiaceae. Gene Ontology annotation, cellular component: peroxisomal membrane. The transcript has a single exon. Gene Ontology annotation, molecular function: zinc ion binding.
UGAUACAGCUCUAAAUCUUAUCCCAUCCUGCAUCAAUCGUCUCUUUUGUCCCGGCCUUGCAUUUCUCCUCUUCUAACGCUUCUGAAAGGCAACCAUGCCCGCCUUCACCCACCCUUUCGCCGCCUCCCCAGACAUAAUCCGCUCCCACCAAAAAGACGCCUACUUCCAAGGCCUCCUCCUACAACACCUCUCUACGAUCCUCCGCAAUCUCUACGGUGCCCGUACCGCGCAUGCAUACACCACUGAAGCGCGGACCUUCGCCGAGCUCCUUUACCUGGGCCUCACCACAGGCCUCGGCAACCGCACGCUGGGCGAGGAAUACACCGACAUCGUGCAAGUAGAAGACGCGACACUCCGUCUCCCCAAUCUCGCACGGCGAUCAGGAUAUAUUAUAUCAACCGUCUUAGUACCCUAUGGCCUCGGACGCAUCCUACCCGCCUUUCGCAGACGAAUACGCGCGAAACUCGAAGCGAAUCUCCGGCAGCGCGCGCGGAAAGGACAGAAAGAGCAAGGAAGCGCGGGAUAUAAACUGCAGUCCUAUAUCUUACACAAUCUGGACACGAUAACAUCGCCGUCGCCCAUAUAUGCUCUGUCGCUAGCAACGUUUUACUUCAGCGGCGCGUACUACCACCUCGGGAAGCGCAUCUGGGGCCUACGAUACAUCUUCACGCGGAAAGUCGAGGAGAGCGAGCAGCGUGUCGGGUAUGAGGUGCUCGGCGUGCUGCUCGUGCUGCAGAUGGCUGUGCAGGCCUACUUGCACAUGCAGAACACCGUCUCCGUGGCGAAUACACCGUCGGUGAUGGGAUCGAGCGUGGUGCUCGACCAUGGUGUCGAAGUCUCGUUGGCACCCGAUGCAUACAGCGCCAAUAAUGCGCUGUUGUUUGAGUCAUCGGCGCCGAAUACGCAGGAUCCGCAGAGCCUACAGCGGAUCACGCAGACGGAAGUGCUCGGCAGGCCGCGAUACGAUCUGAAGAAUGAGUCGGAGAUGGAGUGGAUUAGCGGAACACAGCAGAGGAAGUGUACACUUUGUUUGGAGGAGAUGAAGGAUCCUAGCGUCACGAUCUGUGGGCAUAUGUUUUGUUGGGGUUGUAUUGGGGACUGGGCAAGGGAGAAGCCAGAGUGUCCGCUUUGUCGCCAGAGUUGUUUGGUGCAGCAUGUUUUGCCCUUGAGAGGGUUUUAGUGGAAGCGGGUUGGUUUCUGCAUGUAGGUACUGAAUAAAGCGAGGUAAUCAGAAAGACCCAUCUCGAAGCCUAUGGCAAGUCUGUGUACACUUCUUUGCCACCGUUGGAGGUGCCUCAACAUACUUUCAAAAAUCAAAGCCCAUUACUCCGGGCCACGCAGUAAGCUAGGUAGGCCACCCCAGAGGGCGGCAGCCAGGUCUGCACAGAGCUGCGACGAGGUAAA